Messenger RNA from Malaya genurostris, 1231 nucleotides. RefSeq names its product zinc finger protein 330 homolog (gene Noa36). Gene Ontology annotation, cellular component: nucleus. NCBI's taxonomy places the organism in Eukaryota, Metazoa, Arthropoda, Insecta, Diptera, Culicidae. The transcript has 3 exons. The record is from RefSeq and is a predicted model, not a curated record. Gene Ontology annotation, molecular function: zinc ion binding. Bases 143 to 1078 code for a protein of 311 amino acids.
UCGUUGUGUUCCUGAUAUAGCGCCUCUCUUAUAUAUUUUCUCUGUGCAUGAAGAUAGGAUGAAAAAUAACAUAAUCGUAGAUUUUCAAGUUUGAAGAAAAGGUUUGCAUUGAUUUCUCAGAAUCAAACACCGUACUAUAAAAAUGCCGAAAAAGAAGACUGGUCAACGCAAAAAAGCUGAGAAGCAGAAGCUACGUCAAAAAGAGAUUCGCAACCGCGAGUCUCAGCUGCCGGAACAACCUUGUAACCUACCAAUGGAUUGUGAGAAAUGUGGCAAGAAACAAAAAUCUCGCGCCUUCUGUUAUUUCUGCCAAAGCGUACAACGUUUACCUAUCUGUGCACAGUGUGGUAAGCAAAAGUGUAUGCUUAAGACAGGUGACUGCGUAAUCAAACAUGCGGGAGUUUUCACCACGGGUCUCCAGAUGGUAGGUGCCAUCUGCGAUCAUUGCGAGGCGUGGAUCUGUCACGGGCGGAAAUGCCUUCAAUCACACGCCUGCGCCUGUCCGUUGAUAGACGCUGUCUGUGUUGAGUGUGAACGAGGUGUUUGGGAUCACGGGGGACGGAUGUAUAAGUGCUGCUUCUGUGAUAACUUUCUUUGCGAAGACGAUCAGUUCGAACACCAAGCAUCUUGUCAAGUUCUAGAAUCGGAAUCAUACAAAUGUCAGUCGUGUAAUAAACUAGGACAAUACUCGUGUUUGCGUUGCAAGACGUGCUACUGCGAAGACCAUAUUCGCCGUAAAGGGUUCAAGUACGAUAAGAAUAAACCGAUACCGUGCCCUAAGUGCAACUACGAUACAAGCCAGACUAAGGAUUUGAGCAUGUCAGUUCGAAGCCACAAAUACGGUCGCAAACGGCAAGACGAUGGGGGUGAGGAUGACGACUACGUAUACGACGCGGAAUACACGGCAUAUCGACAGGCAGCCGAUCGUUACAAUGAAACCGAUUCCGAUGAUGAUUACGAGGAUGGGUCAGACAAUGAUGAUAACGACGAAGAGUCGGAUGACGACGAAGAGGAUGAGGCCAGUGCUGAAGAGCAAGGGACAUCCGAAGUUGGUACUAGCACUGAUAAAAGUAAAUAACAUGCUUUCUUCACCGUAAAGACGUUUAUUGUUGAAUCAGUGUUUUUUUUUCAAUUAUAAUCAAUCAGAAUUAUCGAUUCAAAAACAUUUUAUAGUAAGAGUUAUAUUAUUUGCUAGAAUAAUCAACUGAAUAUAGAAGACUCAAAAAAAUAA